AGCCCAACCCCAAGCGCCGGGUUUUCGUCGCCCCUUCGUCCCAUUUCUUCCUGGCCCGCCCGCCCUCUCCGCUCCUCUGCCUCCUUCGCCCUUAUUCUCUCUCCUAUUUUGCCUGCCCUACCGCGUUGCCGGCUCUCCUCCGUCUUUCCCGCGAAUUUUGCGACUGUUUCACUGCUCAUCCCAGGUCUUGAGGUCUCCAAAUUCCUAUUGUCCCGGACUCUGACUUCAGUUCUUUUCGGUUACGGCUUUUUUCGGAUUCCCGCUCCUUGCCCAGAGUUCUACAAUGGCGGGGAGACCUAACAACAGGUCAAGCCAAACACAGCCGAUGCCGCCGGCCGCACCACGCCAGAACGAGUACUUCGUCCCUCGCGAUGGCAUCGACCGGGAAGUCAUCACAUCGGACAUCUGCAGAUACCUGGGAAAUGACGCGUUGGUGCGCCCCGGGACGUAUGAGUCACCAGACGGUCGUGUUACACAGGGCUACUUCAUCACGGCGUACCGCAACUUGACAUCUGCGAUGAUCCAAGAUCUCAAGGCCGACUCCGCUCGGUGGGAGCAGGAGAGGCGUGCCGCGGCUAGGUCUUCGGGCGGAGGUACAAUGCACUUGAGCCACCCGAAUGGCAUGUUUAUGAAGCGGAACUCUAACUCGCCCGUAGGCUCCCGGGAUCAGCCUCGUGGGCAGUCUGAUUACAGUGCGUGGAAGAACCUCCAGCGGGAACAACAGGAAUACGAAGCCACGUACGGAUCUGCCAUGGACAUUGACUAUGCUCCCCCUCCAGGCGCUGCCGGGAAUUCAGUUUAUGCAAGCCAGCCAUACGCAGGAGCGCCUCCCGCGAGUUAUUCCACGGCCGCGUAUCCCCCUCCAGUUCACGCCGGUGCUCCGUCUCAGUACCCAGCCCAGCCGGCCUAUGGAUAUCCGCCUAAUCCCCCUCCCACGCAGUACUCUCCGCAGCCCCAGAAUCCCGGCGACAGGUAUGCCGCGAUUCCGCCGCCUCCCGUUCCAGGGUCAUACCAGGACGCUGCAUUUGUUCAUGGAUCGAAUUAUCAGACGGCCGCACCCGGGUAUGCUACGACCGGGCCGCCUAGGAUGCCACCAGCCAUGCCGCACACGUCUGCUGCGCCAUCUAGGACUUUUAGUGCCCCUCCAGUCAGCACGCCUGUCUACGGAACAGAGCCAGAUCCAUACGGGUACCCGCCCGCGGGAAACCCCGCUGCCCAAGCUUUUCCAACGGAUGCUCUGUACGGGCGCGGUCCGGGUGCGUAUACUACAGCAGCAGCCAAACCUCCCGGGACUUCGUCUGAUAAGCUAGGUUCACCCGCAGGUACAACACAACGGCAAGGUUACCCAGCCCCUCCAGAACCUCAGUAUGAUGACGUCAGGAAUUCUGGACUCCAGUCCGCCACAACACCUACCAGUGUUGCCCCGGCUCAGUCGGCAAGCAGUGUAGCGGCCCCCGCGCGCCGUGACCGUGACUCGGAGCCAAGGGAACGAGAGCGGGAGCGAGACCACAGGGACCACAAGGCCCGCCGCACGGAACAGGAGCGUGAUGACAGACACGCAGACCGGAACCGUCACCGUCACCGCUAAUGGUCACCAGCCUCAGGAUUUGGAGCCCUACAGCCCUGCACUUCGCCACGAUACUUGUCGAUCUCACGGACUUGUCCGAUGUUCAUUCUUAAUAGCAUGGCCUUGGCAUUGGCCAUUUUUUGCGUUUUUCUUUACUGAUUUUUCGCUUUCCGGGGCUCGCUACUUUCGACCUUAAUGGCCAUCAUCCAUGGAUAGACCAGGGACAGGAGAUG
Messenger RNA from Chaetomium strumarium, 1800 nucleotides. RefSeq lists its product as uncharacterized. The record is from RefSeq and is a predicted model, not a curated record. The transcript is spliced from 3 exons. Lineage: Eukaryota; Fungi; Ascomycota; Sordariomycetes; Sordariales; Chaetomiaceae. Bases 284 to 1588 code for a protein of 434 amino acids.